This is a messenger RNA of Alosa alosa (allis shad), 1927 nucleotides long. RefSeq names its product serine and arginine rich splicing factor 7b (gene srsf7b). Lineage: Eukaryota; Metazoa; Chordata; Actinopteri; Clupeiformes; Clupeidae. The transcript is spliced from 6 exons. The record is from RefSeq and is a predicted model, not a curated record. Gene Ontology annotation, cellular component: nuclear speck. Gene Ontology annotation, molecular function: RNA binding; zinc ion binding. The coding region runs from base 129 to 674 and encodes 181 amino acids. Gene Ontology annotation, biological process: mRNA splicing, via spliceosome.
CACAUCGGGUAGCGACAACGUUUAAAGACUUUGGGAAAGCAAAGUGGGUUAUACAGCCACUGGGUGGGUGACAGCCUCCACGUUUUGACUGAUGAUCGUAUACAAUAUAGCCUACACUGCGCUGCGCUAUGUCAAGAUACGGUCGUGAGACUAAGGUAUAUGUUGGUAACCUGGGCACAGGUGCAGGGAAAGGAGAGCUAGAGCGAGCGUUUGGAUAUUAUGGGCCAUUGCGAACUGUGUGGAUUGCUAGGAACCCCCCAGGGUUCGCCUUUGUGGAGUUUGAAGAUCCCCGGGAUGCUGAAGAUGCUGCCCGUGGCCUUGAUGGCAAGGUAAUCUGUGGCUCUAGACUGCGUGUUGAGCUUUCCACUGGGACUCCCCGCAGGUCGCACUAUGAUAGGCCACCAACCCGUAGGCCCUUUGAUCCAAAUGACCGUUGCUAUGAGUGUGGUGAGAAAGGGCACUAUGCUUAUGAUUGUCACCGUUACAGUCGUCGGCAUCAAAGCAGGUCCGGAUCUCGUUCUUACUCACGCUCCCGUGGAAGGAGGUACUCAUGUUCCCACUCAAGAAGCGGCAGUCGAGGUAGAAGGUCUAGGUCAGGAUCCCGGUCAAGGUCCAGAUCUCAUCCUAGAAGCAGCCACUCUGAUUCCCGGAGUGAAGGUGGGAGCCCAGAGUGAGAUGAUUGAUCCAAUGUUUUUCACAACUCUUUAGCCAUGCUCUACUGCCAUAGUGGAUAUGUAGGCUAUUUAGUUAGCAACUAGUUUUGCAGUUUGAAUAAUGCCCAUUAAAACAUUGAUCUCAUUAGAAUAGGGGGAUUGUAGCACCAUGACACUGCUGUAUGCAAUACUUAUGGUGUGGAUACCUUGGACUUUGAGAAGUUUUGUUAACUGUAUCAAAAUAACUUUGCUCUGUGAUGAUUUUGUCAACCAUACAGUAGUUUUUCAAUUUGUGUGUGUGUGUGUGUGUGUUACUUAAUAUAUUCAUAGUAAACACAAAUUAAGAUAACUGACACAAUAGAUUAAUAAAUUAUUUGUAUUUAUUUCUUUUGGGGGUCCAGUUAUGAAUAAUCUGUUUACUUGAUCCAUCACACCCAUCUGUUCCUAACUUGUUCAUAACUAAUAAAUCAGUGAAUUUAUACUUAACAUGUACCAAAGUGCUUACAAAGCCUUUCCCCCUGAACUCCUAAGACAAAGCACUCAGGCAAUAGUGGCAAGGAAGGAAAUUGUUUUUAAAAGGAAGAAUCCUUAAUCAGAACCCAUCUCAAAGAUGGCAACAGGGAAGCAGAGUAGAAAGAGAGAAGAAGAAGCAGAUGGAGUCAGUGGCAGAUAACGUAAUUCACAAAUCAGUCUGGGGGAAGCGUAUCAGAAUACAGUAACUGAGGUAAACUGUAUGAUACAUACAAGACUGGCCUUGGGUGAAAAAUGCAGUGAGUACAUUCAAAGUAUCAGUUGUACAAAACAGAGCAGGAGCAACAGAAGUUACUAUUAUAAUGAUAAGUCGUGUUAUGAAACAAGGAAUGAAGUCAAUGCUGUGUCAAAGGGUCAGAAAAGUCUACCAUGCAAUGAUUUAAAACAAUAAAAGGUGUUCAAUGAACAUGUGUCUUUUUCAAAGGUGAAUACUUUUAUAGGCACUGUACAUAAGAAGAGUUAAAAAUUAAGGGCCGAAGUUGACUUCUGCAAGCUGAUCGAAAAUCUGUAGCUUUAUCCCACUGUAUUGAUACUCUAAUGGCCCUUUUCCACUAUGGGGUAAAACCCCGGUGUCUGGGGUAAAGCCUUGGACUUUUUAUGAUUGAGGCCGGACCGGGACCGCGGCCUCAGGUAGGCCCUGUAGUAGGGCAGGGCCGAAUCGGGAUUCAACCGAGGACUUUUGGAAUGGAAUACGGUAGCUUUUUUAGGGUUGCCUAGCAACAUAAGUGACAUUGCUUAUUUUU